Myxocyprinus asiaticus (Chinese sucker) is the source of this 5967-nucleotide messenger RNA. Its product is annotated as leucine-rich repeat protein SHOC-2-like. The coding region runs from base 868 to 2553 and encodes 561 amino acids. The transcript has 9 exons. The record is from RefSeq and is a predicted model, not a curated record. Gene Ontology annotation, molecular function: protein binding. NCBI's taxonomy places the organism in Eukaryota, Metazoa, Chordata, Actinopteri, Cypriniformes, Catostomidae.
AGAGAGAGAGAGAGAGGUGCCGCAGCCCGCGGAAGCCAACUAUGCUUGCGGAAUGCGUCUGAGCCACCCGACAGUAAACAAAAGAGUGAUUUGUCCCAAAAUGGUCAUAUAGAUUCAGAGUUAACAAAGCUUUAUCGGCAUGGUUGCCAAAGCGUUUAAAGUACUUUAAAAAAAAGAUGUAUUAUGUAAAUAAAUAAGACGUAGUUAACAAAGAAACGAAGGGAAAAAGAAAAAAAAAAAGAAAAGAAAAAGAAAGGGAAAUAAAUACACAUUUUAGAUCCCGACAGCGCGCGCGCUUGCACACUCACACACAUACACAUGCGCGCUCACGCACGCCCUCGCACUCACGCGCUGCGGAUUGAGCUCUUCCCGCUUUGAGCUCGAGCAGCAACGAUCGCCGUUCGGCGGAUGACAGUUUGUUUUCAAAGAGGGGCCUGUAUGACAACAACAUUUACCCUCCUAAAUACGUCAAUAUAGUGUCUUCUCGCCAAGAUGUGGCCGCCUAUCCCUAAAUGUACGCGUCUGGUGAGAAAUACGAGCCAAAGGAUGUAAAUCCCAGUGACCUGUCUGUGUACAGCAGCUCUAGCACAUCUGAAGGAAGGAGUGCAGUUCAAACAAGCAUGAGGUUGCUGGCCUCCUUGCCACACCGACUACAACAAACACGCAUUGCCCCCUUUUAACCCCAUCAGGAGUACAAACUGCCUCGGUCCACUAACAUACAGGUAUGUAUGAACACACACGGAAAUAACAGCCCGUCCCUUUGGUUCAACACCAGAACGGCCCUUGAAUAACGAACAAAACAGUAGAGAGUUAGAAAGUGAGAGAGACUGAGGGUCCCAUGUGCCAUUGGGCCGAGGGGCUUUCGCCAUGAGCAGUACUCUGGGUAAAGAUAAAGACUCUAAGGAGAGGGAACCCAAAGCUGAAGGGAAAUCCAAAACCAAAGGGAAAGAUGCCAAAGACGGGAAGAAAGACACGAGCGGUGCUUCGCCCGCAGUGGCCUUCACUUUGGAUAGUACGAUUAAGCGCCCCAAUCCACCACCCAGCACGCGCAAAAAAUCCAGCAAUGCCGAGGUCAUCAAGGAACUUAACAAGUGCCGCGAGGAGAACUCGAUGCGCCUGGACCUGUCUAAAAGAUCCAUCCAUCUGUUGCCCUCCUCCAUCAAGGAGCUGACCCAGCUGACAGAGCUCUACCUGUACAGCAACAAGCUGCAGUGCCUUCCACCGGAGGUGGGCUGCCUGUCGGGACUGGUGACGCUUGCACUCAGCGAGAACUCUCUCACCAGCCUGCCCGACUCACUGGACAACCUAAAGAAGUUGCGUAUGCUUGACUUGCGGCAUAACAAACUACGGGAAAUCCCUGCUGUGGUCUACCGCGUCAGCUCCCUCACCACGCUCUACCUGCGCUUUAAUCGUAUCACCACCGUAGAGAAGGACAUCAAAAACCUGUCCAAACUCACCAUGCUCAGCAUCCGAGAGAACAAAAUCAAACAGCUGCCCGCAGAGAUCGGUGAACUCUGUAACCUGAUAACGCUGGAUGUAGCCCACAACCAGCUGGAGCACCUUCCUAAAGAGAUCGGCAAUUGCACUCAGAUCACCAACCUCGACCUGCAGCACAACGAACUUCUUGACCUACCUGAGACUAUAGGUAACCUGUCAAGUAUAAAUCGUUUGGGCCUGAGGUACAACCGUCUAUCAGCGAUCCCUCGAUCUUUAGCGAAGUGCCGAGAGCUGGAAGAGCUCAACCUCGAAAACAACAACAUCUCAGUGUUACCAGAGGGGCUGCUCUCCAGCCUGGUGAACCUGACAAGCCUGACGCUGGCACGGAACUGCUUCCAGUCUUACCCAGUCGGCGGCCCGUCCCAGUUCUCCACCAUCUACUCUCUCAACAUGGAGCACAACUGUAUCAACAAGAUCCCUUUCGGCAUCUUUUCUAGAGCCAAAGUGCUCAGCAAACUCAAUAUGAAGGACAACCAGCUAACGUCCCUCCCGCUGGAUUUUGGGACGUGGACCAGCAUGGUGGAACUAAACCUGGCAACAAACCAGCUCACCAAGAUUCCCGAGGAUAUCUGCGGGCUUGUAUCUUUAGAGGUCCUCAUAUUGUCCAACAAUCUCCUGAAGAAGUUGCCUCAUGGGAUUGGGAAUUUACGGAAAUUACGAGAGCUUGACUUGGAGGAGAACAAACUGGAGUCUCUCCCAAAUGAGAUUGCCUACCUUAAAGAUCUACAGAAACUUGUGUUGACCAAUAAUCAGCUGACCACUUUGCCAAGAGGGAUCGGUCACCUGACCAACCUGACGUACCUGGGCUUGGGAGAAAACCUACUGCAGCAUCUACCUGAAGAGAUUGGUACUCUAGAGAACCUUGAGGACCUGUACCUGAAUGACAACCCCAACUUGCACAGUUUACCGUUUGAGUUGGCCCUGUGCAGUAAGCUGUCCAUCAUGAGCAUAGAGAACUGCCCCCUCAGCCACCUUCCGCCCCAGAUUGUCGCUGGAGGCCCUUCAUUCAUCAUCCAGUUCCUCAAGAUGCAGGGGCCUUACCGUGCCAUGGUCUGACACCCCCUGUCUGAGGCUUACACACUGUACAAACAAAACCAACAAAGAGAAAAAACAGCAUCGCUAUUCGAUGUUAUCUUUGAAGAUAUCGUCGUCACUAUAUCUAGGACAGGACUCCACAACUGGGUUCCAAAUAUAGGAAUCAUAGCCAGUUAGGUCACCUUUGUCCCCCAGUCAAGUAGAAAAUGAUGUCUAGACUUCUGUUGCCAAAAUUAAUGAUUAUAUACAUUAGUGAUUCUAAGAAAAGUGGCGCUGUUUAAAUGCUGAAAUAAUUUUGCCAAUUUAUUCAAAGUCAUUAUAGGGUUUUUUGACGCCAGGAAACAGUUGUAUGCAAAAACUAAAUAUUUUUUACAACUUCAUUUUUUGCUGCUGUUGCCGCCAAACUGUAUGUUGGUUGAUUUUUUUUUUUUUUUUUUCUCUUACGCAAAUCUUUUUUUCUUUUUCUUUUUUAAUCCCACAACCAAAAGAUUUUUAUUGUACAGAUGUCCUGUUUGGAAGCAGUGAACAAAUUUUAGUGUUGCAUUUUUUAUUAUGAUUAUUAUUAUAGAAAUUGUGCCUAUCCAGUGCAGUUGAGUGGUUUGUGUCUGAACAUAAUUACCUUAAAAGGUUUUUAGUACAAAAGGAUGAAUUUACAGAUGUAUAACUUAUUCAGUAAUUCAUUUUGUAAUUAUUGUUCAUUACUUUGUCAGUCCCCCUUUUUUUAAUAUCCAUUCCUCUUCACUGUUGGGCUUCGCUUGAAUUUUUUUAAAGAUAAAUCUGCGAUUCCCAGUGAUUAAGUUUUCUACGUAAUCAAUAGUAUUUGUGAAAACAAAGCGACGUAGCUAAAUAAAAGCAGUCACGUAAUGGGUUUAAGUCAUUAGAAAGCUAGGUAUUUCGCACUAUAGGCGUGAUUGUAACGAGACAUUUCGAAAAUAUCCUGCUCCUAUUUUACUCCAGAAUUAAGAGAAACAAAUAAGAAAUGUAUUUUGCAUAUAGAAAAUUAAGCCUAUUUUAGGGCCAUUAAGAUUUUGUUUAUUUUUUUUUUUUAUUGUGACAUUUACACACAUUUACCCCCACCCCCCAAUUCUCAUAACCACAAUGCAAAAAAAUUAUAUUUAAAUUGCAAAAUAUUAUAUCAUUGGCGUUUUUUUUUUUUUUUUUUUUUUUUUUCUUUCUCCAUUUUCAUUGGUUUUAAUUUAAAAACGUACAACACCAUUGUUUUUUCACUCUUAAUACAGUAAAACAUAAUGUGUCUGUUCCAAAACUUAGUGAUCUUCCUCCAGAGGCAGCGUUUAAAGACAUCAUAGUCACGCUCCAGACGUGAAGGCUGUUCCAAAACAUAGGUAUCUUAAUUAUGCUGCCUCAGAAGAUUCCUCGUUUUGGACAAAUUUUAAGGUACAAUUGAAUAUGCAUCCUCCUUCAGGUAAGCGAUCCCAGAAUGCACUGUGAUGAGCUCAGUGAAAAAAUAAAUCCAAGAUGGCGGACGAAGCGAGAGAAAUUUGCAUUAUAAAUAGACUUGUAAUUCAUUCAGUACUGAAAAGUAUCGAUAAAAAAUGUUUAAAAUAAUAGAAAACUGACUAUUGUACCCAAAAUGUGUUUACUGUGUGUAUUUAUGCUCAUAAGAGUAUCGCGUUGUUCCUAUCACGUCACCUCUAUUGAAAUCUGUUGCGAGCCGUGCGCGACGAGUGCUACUUCAAUGACGCGCGGAGCUGCGUCUAUGUAGAGCGUUCCAAAUCGCGCUCUUAUGAGGCAUCAUUUCAGUAAGGAUGCUGCCAUUAAAUACAACUGCGUAUGUAGUCGAGACAGCAAGGCAGUUCACUAAGUUUUGAAACUACCUCAUUGUCUGCGUUACGGUAAUGAGAAUAGUAAUUGAAUAGUCAAUAGUAAAAUGUCCGGACACAUUGCGGUAAUGAGAAUUGGGGGGAAAAUGUGCCUAAGUGUCCUGAAAACAAUGCAAAAAAUGUUUUAAUGGUUACUGCAAAAUAGAAUUUAUUUGUAACGAUUUGAGGUUAAAUAUGAGCAGGAAAUGUACUUCUGACAGGUUUCAUGAGGAUCACAUAUAGGGCAGCAUUAUUCAAAGCAGCCAUUCUGAAUCUGUUCGGCUGGAGUUUUAGUUGGUUCUGUGAUGUUUACUUAUCUGUCAUAUCAACAGUGUUGCGCUCUGCUUAAGUCCUGUUGGUGAGAGUUUGCUUCUACAUAUCAGGUGCCGAACAAUGCUAGCAGUUAACAUCAGAUCUGAAGGCCCACAUUUACUGUGAGGAAUGCCAAAAACACCCAUUUACGUCAGUUCUCUUCAUUAUUUCUUGACAGAAUCACCAGUAAUGGUGUCAUGUAAUCUAGGACCAGUCUUAAACUUUACAACUUGGUUUCUGCUCUUUUCUUUUACUUUCACAGGAUCUUUAUUUUGUUUGCACCGUUUGUCUCAUACACCGCCCCUCUUAUGCUGCUGCUUUUAAUGCACUUUGUAUUGAUAUUUGGCACCCACCUAGAGUAAAAGGGUCGAGAGAUUUCAUGUUACCAAUUCAACAUAUGGAUGGGGGCAUUUUUUAUCAUUUCUGAAGUAUUUUAUCGUUUAUUUUAAUUGUCUAUCAUGUAUAGUUUAUAACAACGAAUGAGAAAAGUUUGCCUCGGUAAAUUCAAAAGUUAACAUUCUAUUAAGAACCUUUUUUCUUGAUUUUUGAGGCUUUGAUGCUAUCUCUUUAUUAAAUAUUUGAUUUAAACUUUUCUGUCUGGCUAGUUUGUGUGUUUCAAAUGGUGCAAAUCAUCAAAUUAUUGAAAUUAAAGCCCAUUAUGUUUUGAUUAUACAAACUUGGAAUUUCUUUUGGUUUUAGUAUUAUAUCAGGCGACUGUAAAUUUACAACUCCACUUUAGUUUAUCAAGCCAAAUGUAUUUUGUUAGUGUUUGUUUGUCACUUUCCCUUUUCAUUUAUAAAGACAUUGGCAGCAGUGUAAAGAUUUGCAGCAACUAAGAGGCACUUCAUGUUCGUGGGGCCACAUUCGGUGUAAAGAAAGGACACAAAUCGCUGCUUUUUAUCAACCAGCAGAACCUGUUGCUGCUUUAUGGACCUCCUAAAAACGUAAUGCUGUAAAAGAACCGACCGAGGCGAGACGAUACAGACUGAGUUCUCGGCCGGUUCUACCAGCACAGACGUUCUGUUACAGAUGAAAUCCCUCUGGACCCGUUUGGCCAAUACGGUGCAUGUUCUGCGCCUGACGCAGACGCUGAAUAAAACGGAAAAAUAUAAACAUUGUAAAAAGGGCUUUCUCUGUUAAUGCUUAACUAUACACCAGAGGCAUUGCAUUCCUGGUUUUGUAUAAAAGCUUAGAACUGUACAUUUGAUUUUUCUUUUUGUGUGUGUGUAUGCGUGAGUGUGUGUGUGAGGAAAUAGAUGUUGAAAUUGAAUUCUUAUGUGACAAUAAAUGCCUUUGAUGAGUG